Molecule: messenger RNA, 1113 nt
Organism: Geosmithia morbida
Lineage: Eukaryota; Fungi; Ascomycota; Sordariomycetes; Hypocreales; Bionectriaceae
Product: protein ATS1
Exons: 2
Coding region: 1-1113 (370 amino acids)
Source: RefSeq, a predicted model, not a curated record
AUGAACGCCCUCUAUUCAAUAGGAUCCAACGGAUCAGGCCAGCUGGGGAUAGGCCACAAGGAGGACGUAUCGGUGCCCAAACCGGUCAUCUUCCACCCGCACCAGCAGCCCACAUGCCCCGUCACCAGGGUAUCCGCGGGCGGGAACCACACUCUUCUCCUCACGGCGUCGGGGGAGCUGUACUGGUCCGGGGACCCGUCAACCGGUGCGUGCGGGCUAGGCAAGUCCCUCAACCUGCCCGUGUUUCAAAAGGUCAUACUCUCCGUGGGCGAGGACAGCAAGCGAGACAGGAUCACCCUUGUCGCCGCAACAUGGGAGGCGUCCGUCAUCGUGACAGAAUCACGGCAGGAUCAAGACGGUGCUGAGCAGCAGCGGAAGCAGGCCGUCUACACCUUCGGCGUCGGCCUCAAGGGCGAGCUGGGCGCCGGGGAGCUCAUCGUCCGCACCCCUUCGGCCACGCGACUGGCAGACUUCCCGCCCCAGGGUACGGAGGUCGUGGACCUGCACGCCUGCAUGGGCCACGUCGUGGCCGUCCUGAGCAGCGGCGACGCCUACGCGUGGGGCAACUGCCGCAAGGGCCAGGCCGGUGCCCGACACUCCGGCGUCCUGCACGCACCGCAGAGGAUAGAAGGCGUCGGCUUCCCCGUCCGCCGGGCCGUGUGCUGCAAGGACGCGACAUGCCUGUUUGGCGAGCCCGACGGCGGCCAGCUGCUCGUCCUCGGCGGGUCGGACAAGUGGACGCUGCAGUCUGCGGCGCCGCGGUCGGUCCCCGCCUGGACUGACGUGGGCGCCAGCUGGGGGUCCAUCUACGUCCUCACCCGCGAGGGCAGGCUGCUGGCUUGGGGUCGUGACGACCACGGCCAGCUGCCCCCGCCUGACCUCCCGCCUCUCAGGAGCAUGGCGGUAGGGAGCGAGCACGUCGUCGCCCUGUCGCGCGACGGCGACGUCCUCUCAUGGGGCUGGGGCGAGCACGGCAACUGCGGUCCCAAUGUCCAGGACAAUGAUGUCAAGGGACGGUGGAAUGUCAUUGCUUCGUCCAAAUUCAUCCCCGACGGCUCCUCUAUAGCUCUCCUUUUCUUCUUCUUCCUCUUUUUUCCUUUCUACCUCUCGUAG